Messenger RNA from Heterocephalus glaber (naked mole-rat), 2936 nucleotides. Lineage: Eukaryota; Metazoa; Chordata; Mammalia; Rodentia; Bathyergidae. The record is from RefSeq and is a predicted model, not a curated record.
CAGCUAAGGCUUCCAGCCUGAACCAGAACAUGCAACGUUGAGUCCACCAGCCAGCAGAACAAGAGAAGGAAGGAAUGAAGUUCACGGAGAUUGGCCAAGGCUUUCUGGAAAAGUGACAUAAUCAUCAUUGGAAUUUCUAGGUAGAAGGGAAUCCAGGGGGGAGAACCAGCGCCAAGAAAGAAGUGUGGGAUAUGAUUUGGAUUUGGGAAGAGGAGAGAAGACUGAGGCUCAACAUUGACGGGAGACUUCUGACUCCAGCUUGGGGUGUGGAUGGGUUAGAGCUGAAGCAGUGCCCUCUGCCAGGCCCCGGGCCCCAGGUGGAGAGUGGCGUGAGGCGCCUUGGGCUGCCCUGCAAUCAGCACACGGCCGUGUCUUAGGCACGGGGAGGGGUCGCGCCCCGCUGCCCACCCUGUCAGUCCGGAUUUGGGCGCGGUGCCUCCCCUACCCCAGGCCAGGCAGUGUCCCCCAGGCAGGGCGGGGCCCAGCGCCUGCGGGGCGAUGACUAAGCCUUGGCUGACAGCAGGAGCGGCCUGGCGGGAGAGUUAGGAGACAGGAUUAGUCGGCCGAGCGUCCGGGGUCGUGGCGUGGGCCGAGAGGGGUGCGGCGGACGCCAGAGGGCAGAUAAAAGGGGCGGCGCGGCGCUGGGACCGCUUUCCCCGUGCCGCGUAGCACCGGGAGAGGCCGCCAUCGGCCGCGGGCAGCGCUGGGCAGGGACGGGAGGCCGGGAAGCAUCGACGCCCGGGCAUGGCGGCGGCGGCGGCGUGCGAGCCAGUGGGCAGGCCGAGCCUGACCUCCAUCUCGUCAGGGGAGCUGCGCAGCUUGUGGACCUGCGACUGCGAGCUGGCCGUGCUCCCGCUGGCCCAGCUUCUGCGCCUGCAACCCGGAGCCUUGCAGCUACGCGGCGACCAGCUCGUGGUGCCCGGGCUCGGGGAGCCGGUGGCCGUGCGUGGGGGCUUCAACGUCUUCGGGGACGGCUUCGUGCGCCUGGAUGGGCAGCUCUACCGCCUCAGCAGCUACAUCAAGAGUCAACCAACUAACAACCGACCAAUCAGCCGCGGUGAAGGAAACAACCCGGACAAGUGCAAUCCAGUGCAGUGCGACCUAGCAUCAAACACCUGCACCUCUUUCCAGCUCUGGAGCACUCCAGCUUUUGUUCUCCUGCCACCCCAGGACAAGCCCCCAAACCACCUCCAGGGCAGAUGGCUUGGGAGGUAUGUGGAACUGACCAACUACUGUGAUUAUAAAGACUAUAGGGAAACUAUAUUGAGCAAACCAAUGCUGUUCUUUAUUAAUGUACAGACCAAACAAGACACCUCAAAAGAAAAGACAUACGCACUUCUUGUGAACACAAGGCACCCAAAGAUAAGAAGACAGAUAGAGCAGGGGAUGGACAUGGUCAUCUCCUCAGUGAUUGGAGAAAGUUACCGACUGAAGUUUGAUUUUCAAGAAGUAGUGAAGAAUUUUUUCCCUCCAGGAACUGAAGUAAUUAAUGGAGAAAAUCUGAGCUUUGUGUACGAAUUCAAAGCUGAUGCCUUAUUUGAUUUUUUCUAUUGGUUUGGGCUCAGCAAUUCCACUGUGAACGUGAAUGGAAAAGUUCUGAAUUUGUCAAGUACAAGUCCAGAAAAGAAAGAGACAAUUAAGUUAUUUCUGGAAAAAAUGAGUGAACCUUUUAUCCGAAGGAGCAGUUUCUCUGACCGAAAAUUCAGUGUAACUUCCAGAGGUUCAACAGAUGAUGUUUUUAACUGCAAUCUGUCACCCAGAUCAUCUCUAACAGAGCCCCUUUUGUCAGAAUUGUCAUUUCCAAGUGUUCUGGAAUCUGAAGAGAUACCCAAAGAAUUUAUCUGAUUGGACUGAACAUUUUUGAUGUGACUUCUCUACUCCAGCUGAAGGGAUGAGAGGAGGUGGGAGGCAAGCACUUCCAUCCCUUGCCAACCCCAGCUCCCCCAUGCCUUUUAAGAGGAUUCCUAUCUCCAUUUCCAUGGCAUCAUGCCCUGGGAGGGUCAGUGCAGCUGGAUUCCUUCAAGGUUUCAGUUACCAGAGUGGAAGGGCUUUGGCCCCAUGGUGUGGAGGUGGGAGAUUCUCUACUUGGCACAUUUCUCUAAGGCUGCAGGGUCCUGCAACCCUGAACCUUUGCGUGGCACCCUAGUGCCCUAGCAGUGUUCCUGGCCACUACCAUGGGAAUCAUCUGACUUGGGAGUUGGCUCAAGUAUCACCUGUGAUGUUUCCUAAAUCAGAAUCUGACCCUCUUCUUGGGACACCCUUGGUAAUGCCCAAAGCCAGGAAGCAUGGGGCUCAUGGGGCUCUUCUCUUCAAAGCUGUUGAGCAGAAAGCCUGCACCAGCUUUCUUGGGGAGGCAAUCAUGUGUUCUGAUCUGCCUCUAUGAAAUCUUAUGAGAAACUUCAACAUUUGGUUUACUGGAGGAUUGGCCAGGUAGCUAGCACAGUAACCUUGACAUUCCUUGCCUGAAAUGUGAAGUUUUUUGGCCUCCCUCUUAGCACAUGGCCCAUCCAGAAUGAGGUCAGGUGAUGUAGUACAUGGCAGCGUCCUCCUUCCUGCAAGCACAUUAUAUCAGUUGGGCAUUUAAAAUAAGCUUUAGCAAUUCUAACAUGAAAAGAAAAAUAGAAGAAAGCUAUACAGUAUCAUAAUACAUUGUUACAUCAAUACACUUUUCCUCUUAGCUGCAGUGGAAUUCUUCAAAAGAAGAAAGCCUAUUUCCAUAUAAAAACUUGCAUGAAUGAAUCACUACAUAUGUUCAUAAUGAGAUUUAUGGCUCCCAAGCAUCAUUUUUAUAUCCUUUUAAAAAUAUGUUCCUGUAUUGUACAUUUUGAUAACACUAUUGAUGGUACUGCCACUUAUAUUGAAAUUUUAUGUAGUACAUUUGCACAGUUAAAAUUUUCUUAGCAUUCAACCUAGAGUGGAUUAAAUUUGUGACCAGG